Camelina sativa (false flax) is the source of this 859-nucleotide messenger RNA. NCBI's taxonomy places the organism in Eukaryota, Viridiplantae, Streptophyta, Magnoliopsida, Brassicales, Brassicaceae. The record is from RefSeq and is a predicted model, not a curated record.
UCAUGAUUCAGAUUGCAAGGGAGAUUCGGCUGAGAGAUAUUGGCGGUAUCAUUGUGGUAGAUUUCAUUGACAUGGCAGAUGAAUCAAAUAAGAGACUCGUUUAUGAAGAGGUUAAGAAAGCAGUGGAGAGAGAUAGGUCACUAGUAAAAGUAUCAGAGCUGUCUAGGCACGGACUUAUGGAAAUAACAAGAAAAAGGGUUCGACCAAGUGUAACAUUCAUGAUCAGUGAACCGUGUUCUUGCUGUCACGCAACUGGUAGAGUGGAGGCACUGGAGACUUCCUAUUCAAAGAUUGAGCAAGAGAUUUGUCGGCAGCUCGCAAAGAUGGAGAAAAGAGGAGACCUAGAGAACCCCAAGUCAUGGCCAAGGUUCAUAUUGCGGGUUGACAGUCAUAUGUCAAGCUUCUUGACUACGGGGAAGAGGACGCGGCUUGCCAUCCUCAGUAGUUCCCUGAAAGUAUGGAUUCUCUUAAAGGUUGCCAGACAUUUCACCAGAGGAACCUUUGAGGUUAAACCGUUCAUGGAUGAGAAGACGGUGAAUGAAAGACAGCAUCAAGUUGCCAUUUCACUGCUGAAGAAAGCUGACGCCAUAGCAGACUCUGGCAAGAAGAAGCUCACCCUUUUUCCAAUUAAGAAGGAGAAGACCAGUGGUAAACAAAGACGAUGAAACAUUUUUUCUUAAUUUCGCCUCACUUUUGUUAGUUGUCUCAAGUAAUAUUCUUCACUGUACCAAAACAAUUUUUUGUGUAUCAAUAGUAUCAUCUUCUUCUCAGUUUUUGCAUUUCAAAAUAGAACCAAACUAGAAAUGCCAGAAGGGCAAAUAUUAGUCUAAAAGUCACGAGAGACGAAACAACAGUAAUA